This is a messenger RNA of Hyla sarda, 3782 nucleotides long. It is a transcript of the gene PSMC5, whose product is annotated as proteasome 26S subunit, ATPase 5. The record is from RefSeq and is a predicted model, not a curated record. Gene Ontology annotation, cellular component: proteasome regulatory particle, base subcomplex. The coding region runs from base 106 to 1350 and encodes 414 amino acids. Gene Ontology annotation, molecular function: ATP binding; ATP hydrolysis activity; proteasome-activating activity. The transcript has 12 exons. Gene Ontology annotation, biological process: proteasome-mediated ubiquitin-dependent protein catabolic process. NCBI's taxonomy places the organism in Eukaryota, Metazoa, Chordata, Amphibia, Anura, Hylidae.
GAACGUUCUUGACGAUCAACAAGACUCUAUGGUAGGAGCAGGAAGUCCGGUUGUACGUAACUACGUCUGGACCGCUUCCGGUCCUGAGUCACGGUGAAACAGAGAAUGGCUCCGCCGGGUGAAUACAAGAUGGCGGGGGAAGGAGCAGAGCAGAUGGAUAUGGAUGAGAUUCGUGGUGGCACUGGCCUGCGUCAGUAUUAUUUGUCAAAGAUCGAGGAUCUGCAGUUGGUUGUCAAUGAAAAAAGCCAGAACUUGAGACGUCUUCAAGCCCAGAGAAAUGAGCUCAAUGCAAAAGUGCGUUUGCUCCGUGAGGAGCUGCAGUUACUCCAGGAACAGGGAUCCUAUGUUGGAGAAGUGGUGCGAGCCAUGGACAAGAAGAAGGUGUUGGUUAAGGUCCAUCCUGAGGGGAAGUUUGUUGUAGACAUCGACAAAAACAUUGAUAUAAAUGAUGUGACCCCAAACUGUAGAGUUGCUUUAAGGAAUGACAGCUACACCCUGCACAAAAUCCUGCCCAACAAGGUGGACCCGCUGGUGUCGCUGAUGAUGGUGGAGAAGGUUCCAGAUUCCACGUAUGAGAUGAUUGGAGGUUUGGACAAACAGAUUAAAGAGAUCAAGGAAGUCAUCGAGCUCCCCGUCAAGCACCCUGAACUAUUUGAGGCACUGGGGAUUGCACAACCUAAGGGAGUGCUUUUGUAUGGACCCCCAGGUACUGGCAAGACACUACUGGCCCGUGCUGUUGCACAUCAUACAGACUGCACAUUUAUCCGUGUGUCUGGAUCUGAACUUGUUCAGAAGUUUAUUGGGGAGGGAGCUCGCAUGGUGAGGGAACUCUUCGUCAUGGCUCGAGAGCAUGCUCCUUCCAUUAUCUUCAUGGAUGAGAUUGACUCUAUUGGAUCUUCGCGGUUGGAGGGGGGUUCUGGUGGAGAUAGUGAAGUGCAGCGUACCAUGCUUGAGCUGCUGAACCAGCUGGAUGGAUUUGAGGCGACAAAGAAUAUUAAGGUCAUUAUGGCAACCAACAGAAUUGAUAUAUUGGAUUCUGCUUUGCUGCGCCCAGGCCGCAUUGACAGGAAGAUAGAGUUCCCCCCUCCUAAUGAAGAGGCCCGUUUGGAUAUUCUGAAAAUUCAUUCCCGAAAGAUGAAUCUGACUCGUGGCAUCAACCUGCGUAAAAUAGCUGAGCUCAUGCCUGGAGCAUCCGGAGCAGAGGUGAAGGGUGUAUGUACAGAAGCGGGUAUGUACGCCCUCCGUGAAAGAAGGGUACAUGUCACACAAGAAGACUUUGAAAUGGCAGUAGCAAAGGUGAUGCAGAAGGACAGCGAGAAGAACAUGUCUAUAAAGAAAUUAUGGAAAUGAACAUGGAGUGAAGCCUUCCGAGCACACGUUAUUCUCAGCCCUGAUGUAUGUUAUGUACAGCUGCUGCUAAUGUUUUUCAUCCUCCAGCCUCCCUUGUGUAAUCAGGGCACCCCAGGGCAAACACUUCUAAUUUGAGAACUGAGCUGUUAUUGUCACCGCCAUACUGCGACCAGCGAUAGGGCUGUAUCCAAAGGGAGACUACUGUCACAGGGCAUCAUGGAUUAACAAAACUUAACAUGCAUGUAAACCCUUUGGGUGCAUAAUUGAUCACAUGGGGGGGGGGGAGGGGACUGAAGCAGCAAGUUGUUGUCUUUUCAAUUGCUAGUGAACCAGAUCUGGAUUUGUUUUUGUAAUAUUACUGAAACUGAAUCUCUGUGGUCUGUUUUUAAUAAAGAACAGAACGAGUAAAAAAAAAAGAAAGCUUUUAUUGUUCUUAACCAUUUAACAAUUUUGCAAACAACAAAGAAAUAUUUAGUAAUGAAACACAUUCAGACCCUGCUCCCACAGUGCUGUAAACUGCACAUCAAUAAAGAUCAUAAGAAAUGAAUGCAGCCGUUUUAACAUGUGCCCAUGUCCCACAUAGAGGGAAUAGCUAUUAUGAGGGCUGCAAUUUGAAAGCGCAGGUAUUGCAUGGGUAUUGGGGGGCCGUUCACAUGGGUGGAUUACCGGUGAAAUUUCUACAGCGUAUGCUAGGUAAUCUGCCUGUGUGAAUGUACCCUUAGGCGGGAUGUCAGGCAGUGUGUGAUCACCAAUCAAGUAAUGCCCUGACUUAACACCUGCUUCAGAAGUUUAAAGGAGUCCUCCGCCCCUAGACAUCUUAUCCCCUAUCCCAGCGGCCAGAUCCCUGCGAUCUCUUGGACGGCACCCGAGGUUCUGAACAUUUAUUUCCAGAACUCUGGCUGAAGCACGCGUUGUGGACAUAAGUGUUCAGAACGCCAGGGUGCCAUCCCGGAGAUCGCAGGGGGGGGGGGGGGUCCCAGUGUCCCAGUGUCCAGACUCCUCCAUGGUCAGACAUCUUAUCCCCUAUCCUUUGUAUAUUGGGUUAUAAGAUGUUUAGGGGGCGGAUUACCCCUUUUAAAGGAAAAUGUUCACCCGUACUAUAACCAGAUACACCGGGUUAUAGUGCAGGAGAACGAUGCGGGGUCGUGGACUGCUAUACCUACCUACAGACCAGAGCCCUGAUCCCCAAAGUUCCCCCUCUUGCGCAAGCCCUGGAAGAGGGGGACCUUCGGGGGAUCGGGGAUCUGGUUUGCAGGUAAUUAUAGCAGUCUGAGACCCCACAUCGGUCUCCUGUUCACCCACAUUAUAACUCAGUGUAUCGGGUUAUAGUGCGGGUGAACGGGUGACCGUUCUCCUUUUUAACUAUGGUAAUUUAUACAGAAGAGCCACCCUGUGCAUGCAACCAUGGUAAAAUGCUACAUUACUAGCUGAUAAGUUCAUAUAGUGGAUGAAUAUUUUUAUUUUUUUGUGCUCAGCAGUUUUAGAUAUAUUGUCGCCUGUACACGACAUCCUGAGAGUAAAAGAGUACCCCUUUAAUGUUGCAGUUGCACUCUUGAAUAUCUGACCACAUCUAUACAGGGCAGUUUAAGGUAUAUUCACACACUGCAGAAAUCUCAGCACAUUUUAUACAUAGCAAUGGGGCAGUAAUCUCUGCAACACAUUUGUCACACAUGACCAUGCUGGCAAAAGCCGGAGUCAAGGGAACGGGUUUGAAGAGGUUAUCCGGCCUUGUAAAAUGAAUGAUUUAUCCUAAGGCUCAGCUGUUUGAAGGGGUCAUGGUGCUUAUGUGGUUGUUGCAGAUUACUGCUACUCGUCCCUUUAUGGAUGUACUGCUAGGCUGUGUUCACACGAUGGAAAUUCCGGCUGGAUUUCUGCAUCUAAUUCCGCAUAAAUUUAGAGUCAAUACACUUCAAUGGGAUUCCCAUUCACACAGUAGAAUUUCCGCAUUGGUCUUUCCUCUGCGGAAAUUCUGCAUUCCAUGUAAAGAAAGGUCCUACCCUAAAUUCGUGCGGAAUUGUGAUGCGGAAUCCCAUUGAAGUCAAUGGGUCUAUUUUUUAUUUUUUUUCCUCCUCCUCCUCCAUCCAAAUGCCGAUUUCGCGUGGAUUACUCACGAAAUGUAACCAAAGCAAUGAUAGAAAAUCCCCAUUUUCCUUACACUGGAAUUUCUGCAUAUAUUCAGAAAGAUGCAGCAUUCCACGUCCACAUUUUUUGGCCAGAAUUCUGCAUCUUUAUGCGGAAAUUCUGACGUGUGAAUGUAGCCUUAGAAGCAGUGGGGCAAGGUAUUGCACUUUUGUCUCAUUCAAGUGAAUAGGGCACUGCAGCCUAUUUAAACAGAUGAUCCAGAGAGGAUAUCUUUGGAUAGGGCAGUGUUUCCCAACCAGGGUGCCUCCAGAUGUUGCAAAACUACAACUCCCAGCAUGCCUGGACAGCCU